Messenger RNA from Neopsephotus bourkii (Bourke's parrot), 962 nucleotides. RefSeq names its product PYM homolog 1, exon junction complex associated factor (gene PYM1). Gene Ontology annotation, cellular component: cytoplasm; exon-exon junction complex. Gene Ontology annotation, molecular function: RNA binding. The transcript is spliced from 3 exons. The record is from RefSeq and is a predicted model, not a curated record. Bases 191 to 721 code for a protein of 176 amino acids. Lineage: Eukaryota; Metazoa; Chordata; Aves; Psittaciformes; Psittacidae. Gene Ontology annotation, biological process: exon-exon junction complex disassembly.
CCGGAAGUGUGUCGUGCUCGCAAGAUGGCGACUCCCUAUGUGACUGAUGAGACCGGGAAGUACAUUGCCUCGACACAGCGCCCAGACGGGACGUGGCGGAAGCAGCGGCGGGUGAAGGCCGGUUACGUGCCACAGGAGGAGGUGCCGGUGUAAGUGACGGUGUCCGUGUCCCCGGUGCCACACGUGGGGCAUGUCCCAUCCCGUUCCCUCCAUCCCCGGUGACAUCUUGAGCUCCAAGUCUCUUUCCAGGUAUGAGAACAAAUACGUCAAGUUCUUCCGGAGCAAACCAGAGCUGCCACCAGGGCUGAACCCAGAAGCAGCAGCAGCACCCGGGAAAGCAGAGCCCAGCGACACGGGACUAUCCAAGGCAGCCAAACGGAACUUGAAACGGAAGGAGAAGAGGAAGCAGCAGCAGGAAAAGGGGGAGCGGGACACGGACGAACUGAUCCAGGCGCUGGAGCGCUCGGCACUGUCGGAGCCGCUGCCGGGCUGUGGCACUGCCAGCCCUGUCGUGAGCCCUGGCACCAGCCCCGGUGACGCUCCGGCCUCAGAGAGGAGCCGGAGGCUGAAGAACCUGCGGAAGAAGCUGCGGCAGGUAGAGGAACUGCAGCAGCGCCUGGACGCCGGUGAGGUCCCAAAUCCCACCCGCGAGCAGCUUGAGAAGCUGAGCCGGAGGAAAACACUGGAGGAGGAACUGCGGGACCUGGAGAGGGACUCAUAGCGGGGGAAUCAGGGGGUGUGGGGGGUGGUAUUGGAACAGUUGUUCCCACUGUUGGGAACGCAGCAGCGUUUGGACACUUCUCCCUUUAUCCUUCUUUUUUAUUUGCUGUUUUAUUUUAUUGGGGGGGUCUCAUCUCGUGGCCCCCUCCCCACCCAGCCCCUCGUGUUCCUUGUCAUGGUCUUGUCCCGGCCUUGUUUCAAACCCUGGUGACAAUAAACCCAGCAGAGCCCCAGCGCUGGCA